ACGCCUCUGUGACAGCUGCGCAGCGCCGCCGCCAUUUUCUUCUCCUCAGCGGCUCCGGGUAGAAGCGUCGAACCGAGCUCCCGCGCCGAACCGAUCUCUCGAACCCGCUCCACUCUCCCCGAGUUUAGCUAGCGAUGCCGGCCGACCCGCUGCGUGUCGCGGUCGUGUGCUCCAGCAACCAGAACCGCAGCAUGGAAGCGCACAACAUCCUGAGCAAACGAGGGUUCGACGUGCGUUCCUUCGGCACGGGAACCCACGUGAAACUGCCAGGACCCGCUCCGGAUAAACCCAACAUUUACGACUUCAAAACCACUUACGAGCAGAUGUACAACGACCUGGUCCGUAAAGACAAGGAGCUAUACACUCAGAACGGGAUCCUGCACAUGCUGGACCGCAACAAGCGCAUCAAGACACGGCCCGAGCGCUUCCAGAGCUGCAGAGAGCAGUUUGACCUGGUCAUCACCUGUGAGGAGAGAGUGUAUGACCAGGUGCUGGAGGAUCUGAACUCUCGUGAUCAGGAGACGUUUCAGCCGGUUCACGUCAUCAAUGUAGAUAUUCAGGACAAUCACGAGGAGGCAACUCUCGCACGACACACACACACACACAGCGCUCUGAUCUGUGAGCUCUGUCAGUGUAUCCAGCACACGGACGACAUGGAGAACGAGAUCGACGAGCUCCUGCAGGAGUUUGAGGAGAAGAGCCAGCGGCCGUUCCUGCACACCGUCUGCUUCUACUGACGCUCGGUCCUGCGCUGAGCCCCGCUGGUGAACAGAACCGACGGAACGUCCCGAGAGAACCCGAGAGAACCCGCGGCACACUCCAGCCGGACCAUCUCGUUCUUUCACUCUGACGGACAGGACGCGUCACCCUUUGGUUUUCUCUUGCAUUUAUUUCAGCGUUAUUUAAAGACGGGACUUGAUACCUGUAGAUGUUUUUGUUUUUUUUUGAUUUUGUAAAUGAAAAGAUGACUCUAUAAUUGUACCUGAAGCAGCCCAGAGUGCCUGAAGUGAUUCUUGUAAAUAUCGCGCUAUAAAUGAAUGAAUGAAUGAAUAAAGCGUGGAGGAAUCA
Messenger RNA from Puntigrus tetrazona (Sumatra barb), 1068 nucleotides. RefSeq names its product SSU72 homolog, RNA polymerase II CTD phosphatase (gene ssu72). Gene Ontology annotation, molecular function: RNA polymerase II CTD heptapeptide repeat phosphatase activity. Gene Ontology annotation, biological process: termination of RNA polymerase II transcription. Lineage: Eukaryota; Metazoa; Chordata; Actinopteri; Cypriniformes; Cyprinidae. Gene Ontology annotation, cellular component: nucleus; mRNA cleavage and polyadenylation specificity factor complex. The record is from RefSeq and is a predicted model, not a curated record.